AUGUCUCAAGUUUCCUACAAUCCAAAGGACCUUCCGAAUAUCGAGAAAGCGAAAGCAAAAGGAAACGAGGCACAUGGGAAGCAGGAAUACGGAACGGCGGUUCAAGAGUAUACUAAGGCAAUUGGAUAUUUCUCAACGUCCUCCAAACCUCCAAGUCCGCCGCCAGGGUCUGGCGCCGGGAGUUGGCAAAACCCUGCACAGCUAAAGUGCACCUUGCACUGUAAUCGAUCGGCUGCUUAUCUGGGACUGCAGAAGUAUGAGGAGAGCCUGAAAGAUGCAUUGGCGGCCGACAUGGCUGGCUGGUACAAGCCUUUCUUCAGACAAGGGGAAGCUUUAACGGGCCUCAGGAGAUACGAACAAGCAUUAGUGGCUUACGAGCGAGCGAUCGAAUACGUGGGGCAGUUGGGGGCAGGGAAAGAAGAUCAAGAUAAAGAUAAAAGCCGGCUUCUUCGAGCUCGCAUCGAGCAGAUUGUGCGGAGGAUCAAGCGCACGCGUAGGCUAAUGGAGGACGAAGAGCUAGGAUUCCGUCUACAUCAAAUAUCGCCGAGUAGAGGGGACAUUUGUGGCAAACAGUUCAUGGCGCCGAUCCAAAAUGUCAUCUUUGCGUACGCGAAGCAGAUGCGGAACUUCAUCUACUUCAUUGAGAACAUCGCCUCCGGGGAAUGUUUAGUCGUGGACGCAUGUUGGGAUAUCAACGGCGUUAUUAGCUACGCGGAGAAGCAUAAGAUGAAGAUCGUCGGCGCGAUCGCAACGCAUUAUCAUGUCGACCAUGUAGGCGGGAUACCACCGCCGCCAUUCGACCUUCCAGGCAUCCGGGUUGAUGGCUUGCAGAAGCUUUUGAAGAAGCUUCCGAACAUCCAGGCCUUCGUGAGCCCUGGGGACGUUCCAGGCAUCAUAAAAGCGAACCCGGAUAUGGCUUCGAAAAUGGAUCGGCUAAGGACGACCGCGGAUAACGAGACAUUGGUGCUACCGAUGUCGUUGAACGGAGAAAGUAAUACUGGCGGGAGUACGACAGUGGGGAGGAGCACUAUCCUGCAAUUCAUACACACGCCAGGACAUUCACCGGGCUCUCAAUGUAUCUUGAUCAACGGCGUGCGGUUGUUGUCCGGGGACACCCUUUUCAUAGGAUCUUGUGGCCGAGUGGAUUUCCCAGAUUCGAGCGUAAAGGAUCUCUACGACUCCUUACAAGUGAAACUCGCAGCUCUCCCGGACGAGGUUGUCAUCUUCCCGGGCCAUGAUUAUGGCGGGGAACAAACCACCGUGCAACGGGAGAAGCAGGAUGGGCUUCUGAGACCCAUAGAUUUCGAAACCUUUCGAUCGUUUCUCCAAGACUCGACAGACAGCGUGCCCCCUCCUGCUUCUCUUUGA
Molecule: messenger RNA, 1368 nt
Organism: Fimicolochytrium jonesii
Lineage: Eukaryota; Fungi; Chytridiomycota; Chytridiomycetes; Spizellomycetales; Powellomycetaceae
Product: beta-lactamase-like protein
Exons: 6
Coding region: 1-1368 (455 amino acids)
Molecular function (GO): protein binding
Source: RefSeq, a predicted model, not a curated record